UGUAGCAUUUGAAUUAUAAAUUUCUGGAUUGAAGGCAGCACAACCGGGUGCCCACCACCAUGAUCAAUGCCAAGUUCAACGAGUACUCUCAGAUACUGACUGUAUCGUAAUGGAUUAUCCAGUUAAAUCAUAUUGACGAAACUUCGGAGUCCGGACUCUGUACGGCACCUCACUAACUUCAACCAUACACUUGGCCUGCAUCUAAUCACGCGCACACUAUCCUUCGCAAGAAUGAACUCGGGAGAUUCAUCGUCAGAAGACAAAAGCGCGGGCAGUCUUGCAGUAAUCAAACAACUUCCCCCUGACCUCCUUCUCAUUAUCUUCAUUCAUGGAUUCAAGGGAACUGAUACGACAUUCGAAAACUUCCCUUCGAGGCUAGAGCAUGUCCUGAAGGAAACCGUACAAAAUCUCAGGGUGGAAUGUGUACUAUUCCCCGCAUACGAGACCAAAGGACAACUGAAUGCUGCAGUAGAACACUUCGCCGACUGGCUAACUACUCUGACCGUACAGAGAGAAGUCGCGGAUGGCAAAGGGGGAGGAGCUGGGAAAGCCAAGAUUGUAUUAUGCGGCCAUAGUAUGGGAGGGUUGCUUGCUGCUGAUGCUUUACUGGCAUUUGUGAAUUCAAGACCUGACAAAGACGCUCCACUGUGGCCGAAGAUCAUCGCAUGCAUAGCCUUCGAUACACCUUACCUUGGCCUUCACCCCGCUGUAUUCAAGAACAGUGCGACCAAGGCCGUAGAAAUCGCCAGUACAGCACGCACCGUUGUUUCAGAUGUGUUUUCAUUGUUUGGCAAGAAAGGAGCAUCAUCGACAGGCUCUGGGCAACCCGCUCUUGCUAUAACAGCAGCCCCCCAUGCGGAAAGUGGUUGGGGAAAGUGGGCUCCUGCAGCGUAUGCUGUUGGUGGAGCGCUGGUGGCUGGCGCAGCUGCUGGAACAGCAUACUACCGCCGAGAUGACAUUGGUUCUGGAUACAGCUGGGCUACUGAUCACUUGAACUAUGUUCGCAACCUCUGGGAUGAGGAGGCUUUGCGAAAACGUAUGCGAGAUUUGAUUGAUGCACAGGUACACCUUGGUGUCAUAUUUCGCUCAUUUUACACCUUGCUUCCACCGGCUCCGCCUUCAUUCUCGUCGCCGAGGACAUUCGCCAUCCUUCCUCAGCGGACAUCUCGCAUAGCUGCGCAUUUCAUUCCCGCAAGAAACAAUCAAGCUGCGGAUGAAGUUCAAGCGCACACCAAUAUGUUCAAUCCAAGAUCUAAUGAUGGCUACUACCAGUUGGGGCUCGAUACGGCCAAGAUCAUUCGGGAAGCUGUCAUGUCAGCUAGAGGUAUUACUGAGAGUGACGAUACCGAGGCUCGAAAGGAUGUUGAAGCAGCUGCUGCAAUGGAAGAGACGUUGCCUGACCAGGUGGGAAAUGACGCAAAACCGGAGUCAGCAAUGGUGACAGUAAUUCGUUAAGUGUCAAAUAUAUAGCUGUAAACUAUUAGUCUGCCCCAGUUUCCUUCGUAUUAUUGCUCAUGCUC
Messenger RNA from Suillus clintonianus, 1520 nucleotides. RefSeq lists its product as uncharacterized. The coding region runs from base 232 to 1455 and encodes 407 amino acids. The record is from RefSeq and is a predicted model, not a curated record. The transcript is spliced from 7 exons. Lineage: Eukaryota; Fungi; Basidiomycota; Agaricomycetes; Boletales; Suillaceae.